Messenger RNA from Ostertagia ostertagi, 243 nucleotides. The record is from the annotation of a GenBank genome assembly. NCBI's taxonomy places the organism in Eukaryota, Metazoa, Nematoda, Chromadorea, Rhabditida, Trichostrongylidae.
AUGAUUGAGAGGAGCACGAUGUUGACCUCAACGAUCGUGAUCGUCUUGAUUAGCCUCUCGGAGCUAUCCAUCAAAUCCGAGGUGUCUGAAGAGGAAUACACACACUGCUUUCUGCAAAACCCUCAUUUGGUUGGCUCAUGCAACAACAAUACUCAAGACGUUACCAUAACCGUCGUGUUUCGACAAUUCACUCCAACACCCGGAGGAAUGGAAUUCGAACCUGGGAAAACGUAUCAUUUCAUC